This is a messenger RNA of Saccoglossus kowalevskii, 2799 nucleotides long. Its product is annotated as prelamin-A/C. Gene Ontology annotation, biological process: nuclear pore localization; heterochromatin formation; nuclear migration. The record is from RefSeq and is a predicted model, not a curated record. NCBI's taxonomy places the organism in Eukaryota, Metazoa, Hemichordata, Enteropneusta, Harrimaniidae. Gene Ontology annotation, molecular function: structural constituent of cytoskeleton. Gene Ontology annotation, cellular component: nuclear lamina; nuclear envelope.
GGGAAGGUUUUUGCCGCGAAGUUUUUGUAUACAGUCACCUGGUUUAUCCUUAGUUUUGACAACUGAUUUGACAGCAAUGGCGACCCAGACAAGACGACAGACAACUCGCACAGAGUAUACAUCUUCAAAGUCAAGUGGUGGACGCUCACAUACGUCUCCAUUGAGCCCGACGAGGAUAUCUCGUUUGCAGGAAAAAAAUGAUAUGAUCGAUCUCAAUGACCGACUUGCUGCAUACAUCGAAAGAGUGCGGCAGCUUGAAACUGAGAACAGUCGUCUCACUACAAAAGUCACGAAGAUCGAGGAGACACAGUCGAGGGAAGUAACCAACUUGAAGUCUUUGUACGAGUCUGAAUUGUCUGAAACCAGGCGUUUAUUAGACAGCACUUCGAAAGAGAAGGCUCGUUUGCAAAUUGAGCACGAUAAAUGGAAAACGCAAGCACUGGAACUGCAAUCCAGAUUUGGCAAAUUAGAAAAAGACCUUGCCAGUGCUGAGAAGCGUUUACUUAAUCUUGAAGCCCAACUGUCCGAUAAAGACGCCAAACUUAAGACUGCUCUGAACGAAAGACAACAUUUUGAAGAUGAGUACAAUCGUCUCAAACGGGACUAUGCGAACAAAGAGAAACAGUUGGAUGUUUCAAAAAAGCAGCUUGAAGAAGAGACGGUUCUUCGUGUGGAUUUGGAAAAUAGAUGCCAGAGUUUGAAAGAAGAAUUGGCCUUUAAAGAAUCAAUAUACAAACAGGAAGUCGAGGAAGUGAGAACUCAAAAGGAGAUCAGUAUCACUGAAGUCGAUAACCGUGCAAGAGAAGACUACGAGAGUCGUCUGCAGAUCAGUCUGCAGGAGUUGAGGGAAGAGUAUGAAGACCACACCAAGUUCAUGAAACAGGAAUCCGAAUCUAUGUUUCAUUCUAAGAUCGCAGAAAUGAAACUUCUCCUUGAAAAGCAGAGUGGUGAAGCUGCUACCGCUAAAGAUGAAAUGAGAAUGGGUCGCACAAAGUUAGACGGUCUGCAGUCGCAAGUUAAUACAUUGAAGGCACAGAACAAUGCAUUAUCAGAUCGUGUGAAAGACUUAGAGAAGCAAUUAGCAGAUGAACAAGAGGCAUCAGCUAAUGCGUUAAAAGAGAGAGAUGCAGAACUACAAAACAUGAGAGAUUCUAUGGCGAUUCAACUAAGAGAGUAUGAAGAACUCAUGGGUAUAAAGAUUGCGCUUGAUAUGGAGAUAGCAGCUUAUAGAAAACUACUGGAAGGGGAGGAAUUCAGGUUGAACAUGAGUCCUUCGCCUCGUCAAACCAAAAAAACUAGAGAAUCCUCGCAGCUUCGUAGUACACCCAUGCGUCAAGUACGUGGCACGAAGCGACGUCGCAUUGAUGAAAGUUCAAGCAUAUCACAGACUGCUACAGCAACUGGUGGAGUGGCGAUCACAGAGACUGACACAGAAGGCAAAUUUAUCAAGUUACAGAAUACAACAGAAAAGGACCAAGCCAUGGGCAGCUGGCAGCUGAAAGUUAAGGCAGAUGACAACGAGGAAGUCACUUUCAAGUUUACAAACCGUUUUGUGCUGAAGGCUGGUGCUACAGUAACUGUGUGGUGUCAGGAAGCUGGACAAGGUCACAACCCACCUAGCGACUUGUUGUGGAAGAAUCAGAAAAACUUUGGCACUGGUGAAAAAGUCCAAACCGUAUUGGUUGAUAGCAGCGGCGAGGCCAUGGCUACUCGUACUCUGUCUCGUCGUGUCACAUACUUGGAAUACUCGGAGGGCAGCAGAUUAAGUGAGGUGGGCAGUGAAGAGCUCUUUCACCAACAGGGUGACCCACAACAGAAGACUGGAUGUGUUGUCAUGUAAGCCGUUGCCAUGGAAUUUAAUGGACUUUAGUCAUGUCCAUAUUAUAAUCAUUCAGCAUGAUUUAGAUGGAUUUUAUACAGAUCAGCACAAGUUAGCUUUUAUUUUUAUUAUAAUUAUUAUUUUUAUAUAAUUGUAAUACAUUCAAUUGUUCUAUAUUCUGAUAUCGUCGUUGCGUAUAGAGGAAAGUCUUGUAUAGAUGAUGCCAAGCAUGUGGUCAAACUAUUUGUGAUGUACACGUCUAAGGAAUUCCGAUCAUACCGCUCAACUACCAGUAAACCAUGGAGGCUGUGUUUUUGACCAUUUGAAUAGGAAUCGUCUUUAAUUCAUCCUUGACGACUGAGCGUUUUUAUGUGGUAAGACGAACAAGCCCACAAAACUUGAGAACCCUUCCACUGCUUUUACUGGGCGUGUUUGUGAAGCAAUUAAUUGUGGUGUAUCCAAACUCAAAUUUGAUGUAUUGUUUCACAUUUUAGGAUUCCUACUCAAUAUUCCAAUUUAUUGUCUCAUUUUUAAUAAUUUUCUGUUAAAUUUCAUUAUGAAUUAUAUAGAAAUAAAUGGUGAUAGAUAGCGUUGAAUAGUUUCAGGUAGGGUAUAAAGUAACUGUCGUAGCAUGUUGACGUUUUUUUUAUCAACUUUGUCUUCUCGCUUCAGUACAAUUAUUGUCAGUUUCAGUAUAUUUGUACAGCUGAGUUGAGUGUACAUGAAAUACAGAUUUUAAACGUUUUCUAGUGACCCCUUUUUUCAGGUCAUGCUUUUCAAGUCAACAUACUAGUUUAUCUUUGGCCGUUUAUGAACCGUCACACCUCAAUUUGACAGACAUUAUUUUUAUGGUGCUAUUAAUAUUGAUUUGUGUGUCCUGCUAUUAUUGAUCCAAACUAUAGGUAAUCCAUUAAGAUUUCAAUAAAGGUUUAGUUCACAAUUAAAGGGACACCUUCCAGUUAAGCCUAAUCUCACAACAA